UUCACAGAAGAAGUGCUUUACCCUCACCCGCCCCACGCGCGGUAGUUCGUUCGACACAGUCACAGUCACAGACCAGUCGUUUCUCCCUUCUCUCCCCCCGGGCCCGGAGAGGAGAGGAUGGCCGGCCGGAGCAGCCUCUCCAUGGUCGCGUCGCACCGGCUGUUCACGCCGGUCAACCCUGUGGGCGGCGCCGACCACGGCGUGGAGCUCGACGAGGCCGACGUCAUCUGGGGCGGCGGCGGCGGAUACCCGGCGUCGUCCUCACCGUCGUCGUCGCCGUUCCUGUCCUCCGCGGUCGACCCGUACGCGCGGUCGCCGCCGGUUGCCGCGCCGUCCAAGCAGAAGCCGCGUGGCGUGGGGGCCGGCGCUCCGGGGCCGGCGUCGGUGCCCGUCAACAUCCCGGACUGGUCCAAGAUCCUGGGCGCCGAGUACGCCGGGAGCGGGUGGGCGGCGCACGACGACCGCGCGGACGACGACGCGGCGGCCUUCGGCGGCGCCGGGGGCCGGCGCUGGGUGCCGCCCCACGAGGUGCUGCAGGGGCGGGAGCGCGCGGCGGCGUCCUUCUCCGUGCGCGAGGGCGCCGGGCGCACGCUCAAGGGCCGCGACCUCCGCCGCGUCCGCAACGCCAUCUGGGAGAAGACCGGCUUCCAGGACUGACCGACCGCUACUGUCAGCGCCAGCCUUGCGCGGCCGGCAAUGCCCGCCUACCGUGGCCUGGCCUCGUUUGAUGAUCCCG
Molecule: messenger RNA, 736 nt
Organism: Zea mays
Lineage: Eukaryota; Viridiplantae; Streptophyta; Magnoliopsida; Poales; Poaceae
Product: senescence regulator
Exons: 1
Coding region: 118-657 (179 amino acids)
Source: RefSeq, marked validated